GAUCAAUAUCUACUACACUGUACGUCGCAAAAUUUCUUGUUGACGCUCGAGAAAUCUUAAACGAAAGAAUUCGACAACACCAUAAUCAAGACACAGCCUUCAUUAUGUCGACUACUAAAAAGCGUCAAGCGGAGGAUACCCCCGCCCAGCCAAAGCCAAAGAAAAGCAAAAAGAGAAAGGCGAAUGCACCAGAUGAUGAACUUCUCGAUACUGAGCUUGGUCUCAACACGCUUUUUACCAAGAUGGACAACCAGCUCUUGGCCGAUCAUCUGGCCCAGAAAUUGGGACGUUUCGGCACCGACUUGAGCGCUGUUGAGAUUUCUGAUAUGACUGUACCAGCCAACGCGAUUCAAGAUACCACUUCAUGGCAAGAGUCAAGAACAUUGGAUAAGUUCCCCGACUUCCUGGAGAAGGUGUCAGAGGAUCCCGAGGGCUUGAAGAAGGCUCCCAAGAAGAAGGGCUCACCCCAUACCCUCAUUGUUGCAGGAGCGGGUUUGAGAGCUGCCGAUAUUGUCAGGUCGAUGCGCAAGUUUCAAAGCAAAGAGAAUUCAGUCGCGAAACUGUUCGCCAAGCAUAUGAAAGUUGAGGAGCAAGUCAAGUUCCUCCAGAACCACAAAACUGGCAUCUGUGUCGGUACACCUGCCCGACUUAUGGAUCUCAUCGACAACGGCGCACUCUCCUUGGAUAACUUGAAGCGGCUAGUCGUUGAUGCUUCACAUAUCGACCAGAAGAAGCGAGAAGGGGCCGCCCCCAGAACAGCAAUUUGGCACCUGCUCCUACCCUCACCAUCACCAAACACCACCUUCCUCAAAUGCAUCAGAACAUCCGCCUACUCCUUGAUCUCUGAUGACCCUCCUGAUCUUAGGCUUUUCAUCUUCAUCCGUUGUCUUCAGCUUCAGCUCAAGCUCGUUUUUGGAACGCAUCUCACUCUCUUUUUGGAACCCAUCCCUCGAUCACUCACUCACUUUUUUGCCAUGCGACCUCAUUUGUUCGCUGGCUUAUUAGCGAGCUUAGCUACUCGUACAUACGGCCUCGAUACAUCUACACCAGAAUGUGCUACCAUUUGCUCUCGCGAACUUAUGCACUACCAUGGUAUUCCUACUGUUGAGGGUCUCUGUCAUGACAUGGUCGUUCAACGAGAACUGUUCUCAUGUCUGGCCAGUUCUUGCACUGAACAGUAUGGUCAAGCUUUGACAUAUACUAUCUCCACUUGCUCUCGUCAUGGUGGUACUAUCAGUGAUCUCCUUCCCGUGGAAAUACAACAUACGAGCCUUGCUACGAGGCACUUCAUGCCUCUCGUCUCACGCUCUGAUUCGGCCAGCUUUGGAUUUGAAAGCCGUUUUAGCCUGUCCGUCGACUGUAAAGCCGGAUCUGAUGGUGUUCUUACAUUGUCUCUCCCCGAAUCCACCGCUUCAGUUCACCAAUCUAUUCCUGAUGGUGGCUACCCCGCCUCACCAGGAGAUGGGAAUGGCAACCUCAAUGCCGGAGCAGGUCCACCAGGUGGUGCCCCAGGCCCGAACAAUGGGCCCUUACCAGGAAAUACAGCAAGCUCAGGUGACGGUCAAGGUAGUCCUUCAGGAGGCACAGGUCCUGGAGGAGGAGGAGGAGGUGGCAAUGAUGGAACUGAGCCCUCAGAUCCCAACGCGGAUUGUGAAGAAAAUAAUUCCAAUAAUGGACCUUCACAGUCUGGCAACAAUGAUGACCAAUAUCAGCCUGCCCCUGCUCCGGCUCCUACCAACAGCAAUCCCCAGCCGGAUGGUCAGGCCAACGGCCCUCCUGCGCCAGGACCAGAUGCUGCCGAUGGGAACAGUUCGCCUGAUAAUCCCCAUCAAGGCAAUCCAGGACAAUCACAGCCUCAACCCGCUCCUGCUCCUGCACCACCUCCCUCAGGCCCUGAUGGAGGCGAUGGAGCGCCAAAUCAAGAUGGAACUGGCGGCCCGGGAGAGGAUUGCGAUGAGAACGCUCCUCCAGGGUCUGAUGCUAACUCUCCUGGAAACAAUGCUGCUCCAGCCUCUCCUCCAAAUACUGGCGGCUCAGUGGACUGUUCUAUCGAUAUUAACAAUCCAGUAUGCGCCAACCAGAAUCAGCUACCUCCUGGACCUCCAGCACCACAGCCUCCAGCACCUCAACCGCCAGCGCCAGCGCCGGAUUCUUCCACCCCUCAAGGUCCCCCUCCCCCCUGUGGUGCUAAAGCCGGCAUACCAGACUGCCCUGCCUCUCACCAACCUCCAAAUGGCGAUGGCAACGAUGGUGGCGAUGGAAAUGCGUGCUCGGAUCCCAACUCGACCGUUGGCUGUGUCUCUUCUGAGCCUUCCUCACCCCAGCCUCCUCCUCAGCCAGCACCCCCUGCUGUUCCAAACAAUUGCUCCGGGGACGAAAACUCACCCUGUAACGAUGGAGGUGACGGCGGGUCUAAUCCAGGAUCUAGAAGUCUGCCCGCAAACCCUCCGUCGCCGAAUAGUCCUGAUGUGCCUCCUCCCGAGAUAGGGCCUUCACCCGCCGCCCCUCCGUCUCAACCAAACACAAUCGCCGAUCCUGACAACGGGGCCUCUUGUAAUGGAAAACCCGGCCCUUGUCCCGCAAAUAGUGGCACAGUAAUUCCAGAGCCAGCUAAUCCUCCUUCUCCUGCGUCUCCGCCUUCAACUCCCCCAGACGGCCAAGUCCCUAACGGUCCCCAAGAUAAUGAUGGUACUGGACGGAAAAGCUCCGGUAAAGGAAGUGACAACGGUGAUCUUGGACCCCAAGCACCAGAAAUCACAGCACCACCUGUGCAACCGGCUCUGCCUGCACCAGCAACUCCAGCCCAGCUUUCAGGACCUCCUGUCCAAUCAAGACCCCCUCAGCCUACCGAUUCCAACGCUGUUGGCCGCGCACACGAGGGACCUCAAGUUAUCACGCCGACAAAUGGUCCUUCAAUGUACUCAUCACCGUCUCAAUUGAAGGAACGUGCCAUGGCUGACAUAGAACGAAGGCAAGAGAAUGGUCAAGAACUUGACACUCCUGGAAAUGACAUCUCUGUUCUGCCUGCCGCUGAAGCAGCGGCAUCAGUUGCCCAAGCAGAUCUUCCGACAGAGUCGGGCAUGCCCGAGCCUUCGUUCGUCGUUUCAAACGACUCGACAAGAGCUCACGGCUACUCACGAACGUCACUGACUUUUGCUGCUCUGGCCUCGGGGCCUAGUAAUGUGGGAUUUUAA
Molecule: messenger RNA, 3194 nt
Organism: Fusarium oxysporum Fo47
Lineage: Eukaryota; Fungi; Ascomycota; Sordariomycetes; Hypocreales; Nectriaceae
Product: U3-containing 90S pre-ribosomal complex subunit-domain containing protein
Exons: 11
Coding region: 105-3194 (1029 amino acids)
Cellular component (GO): 90S preribosome; nucleus
Source: RefSeq, a predicted model, not a curated record